AUGACCUCUGAGCUGACCCGCCGACCUCUGCGCCCUCGGCUCCUGAGUUGCCUGGUGUUCCUUGCUUUCCUCUCCAGUACUUCCACGCUCAGCCUGGACUUUGCGGAACAUCAGAAUAAAGCAGCCAAGAUCAAAAUCCACCCCAGAGGCAACCUCUGGGCCACAGGUCACUUCAUGGGCAAGAAGAGUGUGGAGCCCCUGGCCUUCUCCUCUCCUGGGACAGCCUCCCGCGCCACCCUGGAGGAAAUGAAAGAUCAGCUGAGUCAUGAGUUGGUUAGGAUCCUCCGGCUGAAGAAAUCCCUGGGCGUGAGCCAAGGGGACCCUGCAGUGAGUGCCCAGGACCUAUGGAUGCUGGUUCAGCAGCUGGAGAAGUAG
Vombatus ursinus (common wombat) is the source of this 375-nucleotide messenger RNA. It is a transcript of the gene NMB, whose product is annotated as neuromedin B. The record is from RefSeq and is a predicted model, not a curated record. Gene Ontology annotation, molecular function: neuromedin B receptor binding; neuropeptide hormone activity. Gene Ontology annotation, cellular component: neuron projection. Lineage: Eukaryota; Metazoa; Chordata; Mammalia; Diprotodontia; Vombatidae. Gene Ontology annotation, biological process: neuropeptide signaling pathway; positive regulation of hormone secretion. The transcript is spliced from 3 exons. Bases 1 to 375 code for a protein of 124 amino acids.